Molecule: messenger RNA, 2777 nt
Organism: Carassius carassius (crucian carp)
Lineage: Eukaryota; Metazoa; Chordata; Actinopteri; Cypriniformes; Cyprinidae
Product: zinc finger protein 704-like
Exons: 9
Coding region: 535-2040 (501 amino acids)
Biological process (GO): regulation of transcription by RNA polymerase II
Cellular component (GO): nucleus
Molecular function (GO): DNA-binding transcription factor activity; RNA polymerase II cis-regulatory region sequence-specific DNA binding
Source: RefSeq, a predicted model, not a curated record
GCUGGCUAAUAAAACAGCAUCCUCGACACUGGGGACGACAGUUUAGAUUAUUAUAUUAAUCACAUUUCUGGAGGUGUGCUCUUCUGUGAUUUAUCACAUAAAUGACCGUGGUGUUUCUUGUGAGAAAUACAUCGUGUUUAUCGAUCCAAAACUGCCGCUCCGCGCCGUGUCUUACCACAACCCGUCAGCUAUAAGGGAACGGCAAGCAAAACAAACAGGUCGACAGAAGAAAGAUAUUGCCGGUCGGUGCUUCGGUCAGACGGACAGAGAGCUUAUCAAGCUUAUCAAGCGUAGCUCAUUUGCAUUUUGUAACGGUUCGCUGGUCUCGCGUCCCGACCAUGCGCGCUCACGCCGGUGAAAUAUGUGGACGCGGUUAUGAUCUGUGGUAAUUAUGUCGUAUUUUUCGCACGAUCGGCCCAUUAUGACGGUCAGUCCGCUCGGGUAUUGUCAGCGUGACAUUUCUUGUUUUUGAAGCGACAUUGCAGUGCAAAGAUCCAAGUAACUGUAUUCGCGCAUUUUAUUGAUAUAUCAACUAUGCAUACGCGGCGGCUGGUGAAGCGCUCGGUCAUUGGGAGCCGCGUGUACGCGCCGGGUUUAACGGGAGACGCGGCUCCGCUCACGGGAGUGAUCCAGGCUGUCAAACAAGACAACAGAGAUGCUUCGACCGGCCAUCGGCGCAACCUGUACACGGUGCUCAUGCAAGACGGGAGCAUGAAAGACUACUCCGAGGAAGAGAUUGCACAGAUGACUGCGAAAGCGCCGCUAAAGUCGAGCUUGAAGAGCUCCUGUAAUGGUGGCCAGCGGGACGGGCCCACGCAGGGCCAGAAUGGGGGCAUGCAGAAAGGAGAGGUGCCCUCCCUCAGUCCAGAGAGGACAGAAGAGCCACGGGUGCUGGAGCACAAGCGAUCGGGCCGAGCGCUGGAGCCAGAGAAGGAUCACACCCGCUCCGUUUCUCUGCUGGAACAAAAACGCAAGGUGGUUUCUUCCAGCAUCGACGUACCACAAGCCAGGAAAUCAGAGGAGGAGGUGGACAUGGACAAAGUGACAGCUGCCAUGGUGUUGACCAGCCUGUCCACUAGUCCUCUGGUGCGGAGCCCUCCUGUAAAAGUUAGUGAGGGUCUAAACGGCUCUUGGAAGGACGGAGGCUUUACUCCAUCCAGCUACAGCAGCAGUGGAUGUUGGAGUUGGAGUGCGCCCAGUGACCAGUCAAAUCCGUCCACCCCGUCCCCACCCCUGUCUGCUGACAGCUUCAAACCCUUUCGGAUGCCCAGCCUCAGCGGCCCACCAGACGACAACAUCGAUGAGCAUGAUGGGAACAGCUUGCUGUUCGACGAACCCAUCCCCCGCAAACGCAAGAACUCCAUGAAGGUGAUGUUCAAGUGUCUGUGGAAGAACUGUGGGAAGGUCUUGAGCACAGCUGCCAGGAUCCAGAGGCACAUUCGAACCGUCCAUCUGGGGAGAAACUGUGACUCCGAGUGCAGUGACGGCGAAGAGGAUUUCUACUACACUGAGAUAAAGCUGAACACCGACUCUGUGGCGGACGGUUUGAGCAGUCUGUCUCCUGUGUCCCCGUCUGUGCUGUCCCCCCCGCCAGGUUUGGACCAGAGACAGCCGGAUGGCACUAACGGUGCAAAGAGUGAGAACGGCACCACCACCCCUCUUAGCCGCUCCGCUCCCAGCGCACUCUACCUAGUUCACACAGACCACGCCUACCAGGCCACAGCCCCUGUCACCAUCCCCUCCACCAGCUCCACUGGCUUCACCCCCUCCAGCAGCAGUUUCAGUAUCUCCUGGCAGUCCCCACCCUUCACUUUUACUGGCACCCCUGCUUCUCCCACUCACAGCCGGACGCAGGGCUUUGGGGAGCAGCGCUCUCAAACCAUUGCAGUGCUCUCGUCUCCCCCCAGAACUGCAGGCUCAUUCAGUAGGAAGUCACGAGGCGAGGGAAAGAAGUGUCGUAAGGUGUACGGCAUGGAAAACAGAGACAUGUGGUGCACGGCCUGUCGCUGGAAGAAAGCCUGCCAGAGAUUUGUUGACUGAAACCGCUGCAACAACUUACACACAAAAACAGGGUGGGCUUCCUUUGCAUGUAUUGCAUAAUGAAAUGCGUCCCUUCUCUUUGUUACUGAGCACAGCCCCAGCCUGCUUCACCUUAAACCCACAUGGACUUCGAGGGUUAAACCCUUAUGCAUUUCCUCCUAAACCAACGGAUGCACUCCCAAUCUUUGCAGAUUUCCAUCUCUUCCUUUGAGGAGAGUUGCUUUACACUGCAAAAAUGAAAAAAGACUUGUGGUCCAUCUCUUUUUAUUUGUGUUCAGUAUACUGCUUAAAAACAUUUUGUCAGCUCCGUAAGGACCAGCCAAGGCAAGACCGGUCUCUGUCUUUGCUCUUUUUAAAAGAGAAAAAAGCUCUCUUUCAGACUUUUUAAAUGCUAUAAAACACAACUGGAGAAAGUGUUUCUUUUUCCAUGGGCACUUUUUGGCAUUCCUCCUGCCCAUUUUAUUAAAGGUUAAGGGUUGGACAGCCAGAAAACCCUGUCUUUCAAGAAUGUACCACCACAGGGGUUUGUUUUGGGAUGUUGACUGGACCGCUCCCCUGAAUGGAAAUCCAUCAAUGCAAAAAAAAAAAAAAAAUUAUGGGAAGAGAAGGACUUUCAGCCGUGCCAAACCAAGCAAUUUCACCUACAUAGGAUGGAUUUUAUAUCUCUGGAUUUAUAUUUGCGUUUACCAAUAGGACAUUUCUUUCAGGGAUGCGAUCAAUAAAAGCAAAACCAGCAG